AUGGCGCUCCGGGUCCCCAGCAUCAACACUGAUCCUGACCCCGCGUUCACCAGUUAUCAGAAGCUCUGCGUCUUCACCUGUCACCAGUGUGCUGAAGAGUCCUUCUUGCCAAAGCAUAACAGGAGCUGCGGCUCCCGCCCCUUCCCCAGGACCUGGCACCUGAAGCAGCUGCAGGUGUGGGAGCGCCCCGUGGCCUUGGAGGCGGAGCUGGCCCUGACUCUGAAGGUCCUGGGGACCAUGGCUGACUCGUCCCUGGGGGACAUCCUGGACCAGCCCCUUCACACGCUGAGCCUCAUCCACUCUCAACUCCAGGCCUGUGUCCCCGCUCAGCCCACAGUGGGCCCCAGGCCCCGGGGCCGCCUGCACCAGUGGCUGCACCGGCUCCUUGAGGCCCCGAGGAAGGAGUUCCGUGGCUGCCUCCAAGCCUCUGUCAUGUUCAACCUCCUCCGCCUCCUCACCCAGGACCUGAAACGUGUAGCUGAUAGAGACCUGUGUGUCUGA
This is a messenger RNA of Ceratotherium simum simum (southern white rhinoceros), 501 nucleotides long. The record is from RefSeq and is a predicted model, not a curated record. NCBI's taxonomy places the organism in Eukaryota, Metazoa, Chordata, Mammalia, Perissodactyla, Rhinocerotidae.